Messenger RNA from Halichondria panicea, 704 nucleotides. RefSeq lists its product as uncharacterized. Gene Ontology annotation, biological process: homophilic cell-cell adhesion; axon guidance; dendrite self-avoidance. The coding region runs from base 74 to 583 and encodes 169 amino acids. Gene Ontology annotation, cellular component: plasma membrane; axon. The record is from RefSeq and is a predicted model, not a curated record. Gene Ontology annotation, molecular function: cell-cell adhesion mediator activity. Lineage: Eukaryota; Metazoa; Porifera; Demospongiae; Suberitida; Halichondriidae. The transcript has 4 exons.
AAAGCAACGCCCAUCACCGAAUAUGUUGAGCAUAUGCCCACUUGUCCACUCAGACUUGUAGAUAAACAACAAAAUGGACAAGUUUAGCUGGCGUACUCUAAUUGUGUUUCUCUUCUCUCUGAUAGAACUAUGCACAUCUCAAGCACCCUCCCUAGCUCGAGCUCUCCUGCCUAGCUACAGGGUUAACCCCUCCACCUCGCCAUUCUUCUCGUACUGCUCGUUUAAUGGUGACCCCACACCACAAAUUUCAUGGAGCUUUGAAGGACAAAUGUUGCCCACGGACAGUUCUCAGGGAGGUCCCUAUUACAUUCCAGCCACGGGAGUCCUGGUGCUUAGUGGAGCCAGCUCCGGCAUGUACACGUGUACAGGAAUGAAUCAGCUUGGGAUGGACAGUCAAACCAUCACCAUCACUAUAGUCGGACGGAUCACAACCGCCCCCUGGUAUUUGAUGCCAUACAUGUGGUUCGUGUAUAUAUUGAUUGUCUGGGCCAUCUGUGUCGUUCUCAUGGUUCUUCUGUUCUACUACAAGAAGAAACGAGCUGAAGCUGACUUGGCCCCUGUAGACUCCUGGCUGGGCAAUUAACUCACUUAAUAAUAUUAAACGAUUACUUUAUUUUAACAACAAUGUUUUUUACCAUUAAUAAUUUUAAGAUAUGUAAAAAGUACACGACAAACCCGACAUUGUAUCGAACAUUAUUACUGAA